Messenger RNA from Postia placenta MAD-698-R-SB12, 947 nucleotides. RefSeq lists its product as hypothetical. Gene Ontology annotation, molecular function: zinc ion binding; DNA-binding transcription factor activity, RNA polymerase II-specific. Gene Ontology annotation, cellular component: nucleus. The record is from RefSeq and is a predicted model, not a curated record. NCBI's taxonomy places the organism in Eukaryota, Fungi, Basidiomycota, Agaricomycetes, Polyporales, Adustoporiaceae. Gene Ontology annotation, biological process: regulation of DNA-templated transcription. The transcript is spliced from 5 exons. The annotation marks the transcript as partial.
AUGGACCCUGCGAGAUCCCCUCACCCUCCCUCCGACCGCCCCAGAGCACAUCGCGCCCCCGUGUCCUACACCGGCGAGCAUGACCCCUCGCGUCCGUCCACCCCGGGCUAUCCCCACUCCCACACCGCGCUGCCCCCCAUACGACACCUCCAUCCCGAUCUGCCGCCCGCCGCCAUGCAGGGCGCCGCGCCCACAGCGGGCCCGGUAUACAGCCACCCACAAAGUGCAGAUUAUCCCGUGGCUUCUGGAAGCACCCUCGGCUCGCGGCCCAUGCCCGACGACUCCGACGGCGACGGCGAGCAGCAGGAGCCCCCCAAGAAGAAGCGGCGUCGCCAGGCACUCAGCUGCACCGAAUGCAAGAGGCGCAAGAUCAAGUGUGAUAGAGCCCAGCCAUGCGGCCCCUGCGUCCGCCGCGGCGAGCAUCACAAGUGCCAAUGGCACAUCAUCGAGCCGAUGGAGAAAUAUGUCACUCGUACCGAGUAUGACGAGCUCAAGGCCAAGGUGGCCGAACUUGAAACCCUCGUGCAUCGCCUCAUCCCCGCCCGACCCGCACACACCCCGUCCGCCCCGUCGCUCGCACCUGCUCCGUAUCCCGACCCCCUCCACGCCGCCCCCAUCAGGCCGUAUCACCCAGGCCUCUCCGCCUCCGGGCCCUCUUCAUACUACGGCGUCACGCCGCCCCCGCCCCCGCCGCCCAACCGUGGCGAGCCGCCCGGCUCGUACAACCACAUCCCCAAACUAGUCGCGCCCAACAGCCCCUCCCUCUCCCGCCCGUCCACCGCGCACGGCGCCAGCAGCCGCCCCGCACACAUGCCGCCCUCGCCCUCGCCCUACCGCGCCGCACCCUCGCCACCCCCCGCCGCCCCCGCCCCGCCGCCCGCGGAGCCCGGCCCGCCCUCGCGCCGCGCCUCGCUCUCGCUCGCGCACAUCACCGCGCCGUACCACCC